Messenger RNA from Musca vetustissima, 378 nucleotides. RefSeq names its product odorant receptor 7a-like. The transcript has 2 exons. Gene Ontology annotation, molecular function: olfactory receptor activity; odorant binding. Gene Ontology annotation, biological process: sensory perception of smell; detection of chemical stimulus involved in sensory perception of smell. The coding region runs from base 1 to 378 and encodes 125 amino acids. Gene Ontology annotation, cellular component: plasma membrane. Lineage: Eukaryota; Metazoa; Arthropoda; Insecta; Diptera; Muscidae. The record is from RefSeq and is a predicted model, not a curated record.
AUGUUUCAACAGUUAUGGAUUGCCGCCUUUACUCUCUGCUUGACAGCCAUCAAUUUGAUGGCUUUCGAGCGGACAUUUGCUGAGAAAAUAUUCUCUGUUGUCUAUUUGGUUGUGAUACUCAUUCAGAUUUUCCCCGCCUGUUUGUGUGUGACUUUUAUGAUGUCCGAAACUUCAAAUUUGACAACGGCCAUGUACAAUUGCAAUUGGAUUGAACAGAAUCACAACUUUCGACGAAUGUUAAUUAUUUUUAUGCAACGUUCACAGAAAAUCAAUGUCAUCUAUGCCGGAGGCUUGGCACCGGUUACAUUGCAAACGUUUUUAUCGAUUAUUAAGUUUUCGUUUUCGAUGUACACCAUAUUGAGUCAGAUGAAAAUAUAA